This is a messenger RNA of Cyclospora cayetanensis, 2598 nucleotides long. RefSeq lists its product as uncharacterized. Lineage: Eukaryota; Apicomplexa; Conoidasida; Eucoccidiorida; Eimeriidae. The transcript has 7 exons. The record is from RefSeq and is a predicted model, not a curated record. The coding region runs from base 1 to 2598 and encodes 865 amino acids.
AUGGGGGUUCCGAAUCAUGAGGGACCGGCCUAUGUCGCUUUGCGCCCAUGUAACACAGCAGCUCCGGCGCAAGGCGGAGAAGCCGUCUUCCGUGGCAGUUUUUUGACUUGCACGAUGAGCUCUGGCUGCAAAGUUGGCCCCCCACAUGAUGGCGCUUCACGCAGAAUAUCAGGCAACUGUGGUUCUUUUGCGGCAAAAUAUAUGCUGUUGUUUGUUUUGUUCGCGAGUUGCGGACUAGCGGGGUUCUUCUUGGGCACCCUUUACGGACCUGCAAAUUACAAUGUAAGCCAAAAGGCCGGGGACGACGCUUCCUUCUCCAGUCGGCCGCAAGCCCGCCGCCUUUCUGAUUCGAACAAUUACGGGUCUGGAAACGAUGGUGAUUCGGGAGAGGGUGGGAACUCCGACGCAGUAAGAGGCAGCACUGAUUGGAAAGACAAAUCAGAAAGUUCCGAAGGUGCAUCCGCGGGUCGGGAGAGAGACCAGGGAGCUGAUCCGUUGGUAGGGUCAACUUCAGCAAACUCAACAGACGCCGUAGUGCCUUUUGAAGGGGAACAAGCAUUGUCGGGUACUCCCGCCGCUCCGGUUCCAGGCGCUGGUGUGGAAAAAAUCGACAACGCGGGCAAGCCGAACUCUCACAAAAGCCCCAGGCCGGAUCUGUACAGGACGGAGCUUUGCUCCAUGCUGAGAGAUGAUCCAGGGUUGCACGUCUGGUAUGCGCUCAUGGUGCUGUGGGUGGCUGAGUGGCCGACGUACGCACGACAUGGAAAUGGCGGCGAUGCGUACUUGAAGUAUCUUCGCGGUUUGGCGGAGAACUUUGAAGUGCCGAGACACGCAGCCUCUCAGAUCCAAUGCUUGUUUGCGGACGAGCUCGUUUGCGGCACGCCGACCUUCUUUUUGGGAGGAUUGGACGUUGUAGGUAGAGAUAUUCACCGUUUUCAAGACCUGAUAACGGUCUUGAAGAAGUAUAAACAGAACCAGCAUUUCAUGGACUUGGUAUCCUACACUCAAUCGUCGAAGCUGCCUGCCGAUGUCUCCAUCUCGGGCUUUCCUAUGCUUUUGAGAACCGCCUUUGAGGGUUUGGCUUUCACGUUUAGCAGGCGGCUCUACAUCAAAUCUGAUAAGAAAAGUGAAGGCAAAUCAUCCAAACGAUCUGAAGGUACAGGCUCGAUGACUAUGAGUGGAUUUUACAACACAUACGUGUGGCAGUACCAGCUUAACCAGGUCCAGUAUUGGAUGCUGAUGAUGAUGGCCAGUAUAAUGAAACGGAUCGUCUCUAUCAGGCCCCAUGCUGGCAUUAUGGUCUUAAAGUUUGACUCAUCUCAGGCCCCUGGAAUGGGUCUUGCUCGAGGGGUCCAUGGCCCGGACAAAGCAGCGAUUGAUUCUCUGCAACGCCAAGUGGCUGCGAGCAUCGAAGGAAAGCUGGAUCGUUCUUUACAAAGGUUUUCAACUUUGCAGUUUGUGCAGGGUGUGCCAAUGGCUGCUACUUCGGCCAUGAGGCCAAAUGUGUCUGUUACGGGGUACUUGGAACUUACGCAUACUGGCACCUUUGUAGACCACGGCAUCUUUGGUAUGGACAUGGAAACUGACACUCUAGAAGAGUUGAAAGAGAGGAUGCGGCCUGGAAAUCUCCUGGUGGAUGUUUCACUCGUUGACCCCUGGACUUCAAAGCCCCCCAGUGAAUGGCCUGACCCAUUGCAGCGCGACGUCUUGGCUCUGACAGCGUACACCGCUACGCAGCUCCUUUGUGCCGAGAUGCAGUGGGAUCCAUCCUUGGGCAAUCUUGGGCGUGUUGAGGUUGUUUACUCCGGGUUUACAGAUGUUUAUGACUCAACGGGUGGCACGCAACAGGGAAAAGCCAAAUUCGACCCGGAUGUGCAAGUGUUGCUGCUACGCGACAAUCAGAAAUAUGUUGAAGACGCGCAGGAAGAGGGCAGCAAAAAGAAAAUUAUAAGCCUGAUGGCGCAGGAGCCUAUGCAGUGGGUACAGAAGAGGGUUAUAGAUCCAGAGAGGAUUCAGUGGAGAGGUGUUGCCAGGCUGUUGACAGACGGGCAAAUGUACAGGAAGAACGCUUUUGGCAUGGGAUUGCCCCCGGCACUCCGCCGCAACGCGGAAGAACUCCUCAAACCCAACGUUGUCCUAAUCCAUAUCGUUAUUCAGGGUCUUGGGCACCUGAAUGGCGAUACUUUAGGCUUCGACAUGACAGCUAGCGAAAUGGCGAGCCGGCUCGUAAGACGCUGUCGCGGAAUCUACGACCCCGUCCUCCUCAAAGCCGUAACCCCGUUUGUUAAGGUGCAGGUAAAGAAUGAACAGAAAUGUGUCGGAGACAUGCCAAAAUGGGUGGUCUUAGUCGCGACCUCUGGUGUAGCCUUGUUCUUUAUCAUCUUAAUUACUCUUUUGUUGUACCACGACAAGAUCAAGCUUCCAUGGUGGAUAAUGUGCAUCUGUAGCAGUCGUGCACCGUGGGAAGAGUCAUCUUCAGCCACUAGCUUUUCGAAUGUUUUCACACCAGAGGUUCUAGACAAACCAAGUAAGUCCACCCGGGACAUAAUUGCAUUUGCACCCCCAAUAAAGGAAACUACAUCUUCCCUCCCUUCUUAA